This is a messenger RNA of Pichia kudriavzevii, 471 nucleotides long. RefSeq lists its product as uncharacterized. The coding region runs from base 1 to 471 and encodes 156 amino acids. The record is from RefSeq and is a predicted model, not a curated record. The transcript has a single exon. Lineage: Eukaryota; Fungi; Ascomycota; Pichiomycetes; Pichiales; Pichiaceae.
AUGAACAGACUCUCAAACCAGCUGCGUUUCUACACAACUUUCACUAAGUCAGGAAUGUCGAAAGUUACAGAGCCGGGGUGCAAGUGCACAGACAAACCUAAUAUUCCCCAACCUAAUGAAGAGAUGGGUCCACUCGAGUCUUCCAUGUACAACAAGAUCGUCCGGGAUCUAAGUCCAACCCAGUUGAUUAUUCGGAACGAUUCCUGGAAGCAUGCCCAUCACACAGGUAUGGAAAAUGCAAGGAAUAAGGCAGAAUCUCACUUUCAUGUUACAAUUGUGAGUGACAAAUUCAAGGACAUUAGGGGUACUUUAGCAAGACAUCGUUUUAUCUUCAAGCUGUUAGACGAAGAAAUCAAAGGGGAAGGGAAAAUCCACGGAUUUCAAGUUGUCUGUAAAACUCCUGAUGAAUGGAUCAAGUUACAGGAAGCAAAGACUGCCCCAAGAGAGUCAAGCAAUGCAUAUUUCAAAUGA